AGACUCUCUUUACAGUCCAAAUCCCCAUAAUAAAACCUCUUCUCCAACUCUUCAAAUCCUUCCAAACAAACAAGUAAAGGAGAAAAACUAAAGUCAAUCAUGGAGACUUGUAUCAUUCUUGCUUUCACCACCCUCUUCACACUUAUCUCUUCUUCUUCUUCUUCUUCUUUGGUCACUGACUUCCACGCCUUGGCGUCUAUGAAGAAAGACUUCUCGUCUUCUUCUUCUUCUUUGCCAAACCCAGUGUUGGAAUCUUGGGACACUUCGAAUCGGAGCUCGGUCUGUUCUUGGGUAGGAAUCGAAUGCGCCCGCGGGCGCGUCGUUUCGGUCAACCUGUCGGGCUUGGGUUUGACCGGGCCCGUCCCGCCCGAAAUAUCUGGCAUGGACGGGCUGUCAGAGCUUAGGCUCGACGGGAAUAACUUCACAGGGGAAAUCAAGAUUGGGAAUGGGAUGAAGGGGCUGAGAUUUCUGAACAUAUCCAACAACAUGUUCAGUGGGGGGCUUGAUUGGAAUUUCUCCUCUUUUGAGAGUCUCCAAGUUCUUGAUGCCUACAACAACAACUUCACAGCUCUCUUGCCUGUUAAGGGCAUUUUGGGGUUAAAAAAGUUGAGGCAUUUGGAUUUGGGUGGGAAUUUCUUCUAUGGUGAAAUCCCAAAAGGGUAUGGGGAUUUGGCUGGUCUAGAGUACUUGUCACUUGCUGGGAAUGACCUCCAUGGGAAGAUUCCCCAAGAACUUGGGAAUCUCACAAGCUUGAAGGAGUUGUACUUGGGGUACUACAAUGUCUAUGAAGGUGGGAUUCCAAUGGAGUUUGGGAAGAUGGAGAAUCUUCUUCACUUGGACAUGUCAAGCUGUGGAUUGGAUGGAGAGAUUCCUUCCCAAUUAGGGAAUCUCAAGAAUCUUGACACUCUGUUUCUCCACAUUAAUCUCCUCUCUGGUUCCAUCCCAAGAGAGCUUGGGAACCUCUCUGCUUUACAGUCUCUUGAUCUUUCAGACAAUUCUUUGACUGGGGAAAUCCCACCUGAGUUCAGAAGCUUCAAGAAUCUCCAUCUCCUUAACCUCUUCAUGAACCGGCUCCACGGAUCGAUCCCAGAUUUCAUUUCCGGGUUCCCAGAGCUCCGGGUGCUCGGGCUAUGGAAGAACAACUUCACCGGAGUUGUUCCCCGGAGCCUGGGCCGGAACCAGAAGCUCCGGGAACUCGAUUUGUCGUCGAACAAGCUGACCGGGACCAUCCCGGAGAACCUCUGCUCGUCUAGGCGGCUGAGAGUGCUGAUUCUGUUGAAGAAUUUCUUGUUCGGGCCGGUCCCGGAAGAUCUGGGCUCGUGUUCUAGUCUUGUGAGGGUGAGAUUGGGAGAUAAUUACUUGAAUGGGAGUAUCCCGGAGGGGUUUCUUUACUUGCCGGAGUUGAAUUUAGUUGAGCUUCAGAAUAAUCUGUUGACCGGAGCUUUGCCGGAAAACAGGGGUGUAUCUUCGAAGCCGGUUUCUUUGGGAAGAUUGAAUCUUUCUAAUAAUAAGAUUUCUGGUUCUUUGCCGGUGUCACUAUCCAAUUUCACUUCCCUUCAGAUUCUCCUCCUCGGCCAGAAUAAUUUCUCCGGUCCCAUUCCGGCGUCCGUGGGUGAGCUCCGGCAGGCUCUGAAGAUUGACCUGAGUGGGAAUUCUCUGUCCGGAGAAAUCCCCGGCGAGAUCGGGAACUGCUUUCAUCUCACAUACUUGGAUUUAAGCCAGAACAAUCUUUCCGGGCCAAUCCCGACCCAGAUUUCCGAAAUUCGGAUAUUGAAUUACCUCAAUUUGUCGAGGAACCACCUGACCGGCGACUUCCCUAAGUCCGUCGGGGCAAUGAGGAGCCUAACCGCGGCUGAUUUCUCCUUCAACGAUCUUUCCGGGAAGCUGCCGGAAUCCGGGAUCUUCAACGCCACGUCAUUCGCCGGCAACCCGCGCGUCUGCGGGCCGUUACUCAACAACACCUGCAAUUUCGCCGUCGUGUCCUCCCAGCCCGGAAACUCCCUUGCAGCCGACUUCAAGCUCGUAUUCGCCGUGGGCCUCUUGCUCUGCUCCCUGGCUUUCGCGACGGCGGCCAUAAUAAAGGCCAGGUCUUUCCAGAAAACCGCCUCCGGCGGGUCCUGGAAACUGACCUCAUUCCAGAAGGUGGAUUUCACGGCGGAGGAAGUGGUGGACUGCGUCAGAGACGGGAACGUGAUCGGGAAAGGAGGAGCAGGGGUGGUCUACCACGGGAAAACCGGGAACGGGUCGGAAAUCGCCGUGAAAAAACUUGCCGGAUUCAACCGGAAAUCCAAGAACGACCACGGAUUCCGGGCGGAGAUCGAGACGCUGGGGAACAUCCGGCACCGGAACAUAGUCCGGCUACUGGCGUUCUGUUCCAACAACAGAGACACCAACCUGCUCGUCUACGAGUACAUGAAGAACGGGAGCUUGGGCGAAGCGCUUCACGGCGGCGGCGGGAAAAAAUGCGGCGGCGGGAUGAUGAUGAGCUGGAACCAGAGGUACAAGAUCGCGGUGGAAUCGGCGAAGGGGCUGUGCUAUCUCCACCACGACUGCUCGCCGUUGAUCGUGCACAGAGACGUGAAAUCGAACAACAUUCUUCUGGAUUCCAACUACGAAGCCCACGUCGCCGACUUCGGGCUGGCGAAGUUCUUGGUGGACGGCGGCGGCGCCUCCCAGUGCAUGUCGGCGAUCGCCGGCUCCUAUGGCUACAUCGCCCCUGAAUACGCGUACACACUGAGAGUGGACGAGAAGAGCGACGUGUACAGCUUCGGAGUAGUGCUGCUGGAACUCCUCACGGGGCGGCGCCCCGUGGGGGACUUCGGGGAGGGGGUGGACAUAGUGCAAUGGAGCAGGGUGGCGACGGCGGGCGGGCGGCGGGAGGAGGUGGCGGCCGUUUUGGACCCCAAACUUGCCGUCGUCCCCAAGGAGGAAGCCGCGCACCUCUUCUUCAUCGCCAUGCUUUGCGUGCAGGACAACAGCGUGGAGCGGCCCACCAUGAGAGAGGUGGUGAUGGACAAUGGCUUGAUCACAUUGACACUCACGAACCCAGCCGGAGGAAUGGCAGGGAUUCGAUACCAAGGAAUUGAUAAUGUGCUUGAAAAUGAUUUCAAAGAAACAGAUAGAGGGCUUCCAGCUACACAAUUUAGAGUAAUCAUAUCAAAUGAAAACCAAAUUGAAGUUUCAUUCACAAAGACUUAUAAUCCAAAAGAUUCUUCCAGUCUUUCUCUAAACGUAGAUAAAAGGUACGUAAUGUUGUGUGGCCAAUCAGGCUUCUACACGUAUGCAAUCUAUGAACAUCUUCAAGGUUGGCCUGGCGUGGACCUUGGCCAAGCUCGUAUUGCCAUCAAGCUCCAAAGAAGAUUAUUCAACUUUAUGGCAAUAUCAGAUGACAUACAAAGAGAAAUGCCUAGUGACAAUGAUCGUUGUAAGGGAAAAAUUCUCGAUUAUAAAGAAGCCGUUUUACUAACCAAUCCAUCCAAUCCUACUAUGAAGGGAGAGGUGGAUGAUAAAUACCAAUACGCGUUAGAAAACAAGGAUAUUAAAGUGCAUGGAUGGAUUUGUCCCAAACCACAUGUUGGAUUUUGGAUCAUCACCGGUUCCAACGAGUUUCGCUCUGGAGGCCCAAUAAGACAAGAUCUCACUUCUCAUGUCGGUCCAACUGCCUUGUCGAUGUUUUUUAGCGGGCAUUAUGCUGGCGACAACUAUGGCGUUAGCUUGAGAAACGGUGAAUCUUGGAAAAAGGUCUUUGGACCAGUUUUUAUUUAUCUUAAUUCUGAUCUUGGCACUGACCCACAACCUCUUUGGAAUGAUGUUAAAAGACAGAUGACUGUAGAAAGUAGCAGCUGGCCUUAUGACUUUCUCAAGUCAGAAGACUAUCCAAGUGCUAGUCAACGUGGUACAGUUACAGGACGACUGUUAAUACGUGACAGGUACCUAAGCGACAAAGUUAUUCCAGCAAAAUCUGCAUACGUCGGUCUGGCUUCACCGGGCGUUGAUGGAUAUUGGCAAGAAGAUGCAAAGGGGUAUCAAUUUUGGACACGAACAGAUGACAAUGGAUAUUUUCAAAUCAGUGCAGUAAGACCAGGAACCUAUAACUUGUAUGGUUGGGUUCCUGGGAUCUUGGGAGACUAUAGAAACAAAGUUGACAUUAUAAUACAACCAGGAGAAAAAUUAAGCCUAGGUGAACUUUUGUUUGAUCCUCCUAGAAAUGGCCCAACAAUAUGGGAAAUUGGCAUCCCAGAUAGAAAGGCAACAGAGUUCUUCAUCCCUGACCCUGCACCUAACCUCAAGAACUAUGCAUUGCUCAAUCAACCUGAAAAGUUUAGGCAGUAUGGGCUCUGGGAUCGGUAUACCGAUUUAUUCCCUCUCCAAGAUUUGGUUUUCACGAUUGGGAAAAGCGACUACCAAAGAGAUUGGUUUUUCGCACAUGUCAGCCGGAAAGUUGGGGGCAAUGUGUAUGCACAAACAACGUGGACAAUAUCAUUCACAAUGGACAAUGUUAACCCUGCAGGAACCUACACACUUCGAAUCGCAAUAGCUGCCACCAACUUGGAAAAAAUUGAUGUUUUGAUCAACAAUCCAAAUGGACGUCCAAUAUUCACAACGGAUGGAAGUGUAAGAGACAAUGCCAUCGCCCGACACGGAAGCCACGGGUUGUAUACCCUUUCGAGUUUUGAAUUUCAGGGAAGUGAGCUUGUGAAGGGAGAGAAUAAUUUAUAUUUGAGACAAACAAGAAAAGGAGAUAAAUUCAAUGGAGUCAUGUAUGACUACAUCCGUUUGGAAGGGCCACCCUUCUAAUAUUUUGGUAUCCAUUAUUAGCUGGUGGGUUUUGCGCAGUUGGCAAGACAAAGAGUGCCAAUGAGGUAAGGUCUGAGUUCAUUUUCUGGCAAUUGCGUUGGAAAGCAAGUAUGCUAGGCAUAGAGCCUCUGCAAGUACCAUGUGUAGGCUCCACUUUUUGCCACUAGUCUGCGAUCAAAGUCUAAUUUACCUCCUCUCAGUUACCGUCCGGCCAGGUUUGAGGGCCCUUGGGGAUGGGGCU
Cuscuta campestris is the source of this 5038-nucleotide messenger RNA. Lineage: Eukaryota; Viridiplantae; Streptophyta; Magnoliopsida; Solanales; Convolvulaceae. The record is from the annotation of a GenBank genome assembly.